AUGAGCGCGGCGUUUGCAAAUAGAAGAAAACCCCGCAAGAUCCUCCAGGAUGACGAGGAUGGGAAUGAUGGCGAACAAGAUAAUGGGCCUGUGGUGAAGAGACCAGCAAGCUCGAAACCGAAACCGAAAUCGAAGUUACGGCUUUCUUUCGGUCCAGGUGCAACGUCGAUGGCCGACGAUGAGGACCAGGACGGCGGAGUUAUCACGCCGAAACGACAUGGGUUGGGACGCAAGGUCCUGGAGAAGAGCGCGCUACAUCGCUCGAUAACACCGUCAGGGUCCUCUGAAAGGCUUCCGUUGCGGGUGGGACACGAUCAAGAUCGACCGAGCUACAGUGACGAGUAUCUGAAGGAGCUCCGGAAUUCGACACCUUCGACGCCCAAGACGGGGACCGACGACGAGAAAGAGAAGACAGUCGAUGUCGCUGCGAAGUUUGGGGAGAUAAUGCACAUGUCCGCGCCGUCGGCGAUUCCCAGCGAAGCGGAGAUCAGAGAGAAGAAAGCCAGACGGGCGCGGCUUGCGAAGGAGCAGGACUAUAUCUCGCUAGAUGACACCGCAGAGGACAGCGGGCAAUGGGUUCUCAAGGAUGAGGAGCAAGAAGUCGAAACUAGACUCGUUAGAGAUGAUGAGGAUUUCGCAGAGGGUUUCGACGAGUACGUGGAGGACGGGAAGAUCUCUCUAGGUCGGAAAGCCGAGCGCGAACAGCAACAACGCCAGCGCGAAACUAUGCGGGAGUUGAUAGACGACGCCGAGGCCUUGUCCGAUGAAGACGACUCUGAUCUGGAAGAAAAGGCGGCAUAUGAAGCUGCGCAGACUCGUGCGGCGAUGGGUAACGGGAGUUCGGAUCUCCCAGGCCGACCAAAGACGCCUCCCAAAAUGACCGCGCUUCCACGUCUCACGACAAGCCUCGAUCGUCUUCGUCUCACGCUGGCGGUAAUGGAGAAGUCUAAAGCGCAGAUGAUCACCCGCAUGGAUGACCUAAGGAAGGAGAAGGCCGAGAUUGCCGUUCGCGAGGUGGAAAUCCAGGCCUUGAUCAAGGAGGCUGGCGAGAACUACGAGAGGUUGCGCACUGAGGCCGGCCUCACGCCGGGGUCUGAGGUCGAUGGGACAGGCGCCGGUGCGCUUCAAAAAUCACGCGGGCUCGAGAGCUUUGGAGCUUCCAUGGGGACGCCCACCCCUGGAUCUGAGGAGGAAACAUGA
Molecule: messenger RNA, 1200 nt
Organism: Penicilliopsis zonata CBS 506.65
Lineage: Eukaryota; Fungi; Ascomycota; Eurotiomycetes; Eurotiales; Aspergillaceae
Exons: 2
Coding region: 1-1200 (399 amino acids)
Biological process (GO): mRNA splicing, via spliceosome; spliceosomal complex disassembly
Cellular component (GO): U2-type post-mRNA release spliceosomal complex; nucleus
Molecular function (GO): DNA binding
Source: RefSeq, a predicted model, not a curated record